AUGCAAUAUGUUGCAUAUGAUGAGUCUGGUAAUCUUGAGGAUGUCGUGAACAAACCAUCUAACAAAAAGACAACACUUACAGAGUUUUUUGAAAUGAAUCGCAAAGACCCGAAGGCAAGAAAGUUACUGUACAAGGAGUUUCUGGAGCACUAUAGAUGGGUUGCAGGGAAAAAUGUAUGGCAGAAAAGAAAAACCAAGACUUGCCAGGUUGGACGGAUCGUGUAUGCGCACCCGGCGGAGGGAGAAAGAUACUAUCUUAGGGUGCUUCUGAACCAUGUUAGAGGUCCAACCUCGCAUGAGCAUCUAAGAACAGUAUGUGGAAUCACUUACUCCACUUGUAGAGAAGCAUGCGAGAAGAGUGGGCUUGUUGAGACAGACAUGUCACAUGAUGACUGCUUGAGCGAGGCUGCAACUUUCCAAAUGCCAUAUGCACUCCGUCGCUUGUUUGUGACUAUACUUGCCUAUUGUGAGGUUACUGAUAUAUGUGCUUUGUGGCACAAACAUAAGGAGUCAAUGUCUGAAGAUUAUGCCCGAGAUAAUCCCAACCCGAUGUCAGUAGAGCAGAUGGUGCUUAGAGACAUACGGGAUACACUUCAUUCCAUGGGAAAGGAUAUCUCAGACUAUGGUCUUCCUGAGUUGACUGAUACAUAUGUUUUUUCCAACGACACACCGAUUAAAGUCAGAGAGGAGCAGUCUGUGCCAAUUGACCCAGAGCAUCUAGAUAUAUACAAAUCUCUGAACGAUGAGCAACGUGCAGGGUUUGAUGACAUCAUACAACAUGUGAUUAAGAAGAAGAGUCAGGUUUUUUUCGUUGAUGGUCCAGGUGGCACUGGAAAAACAUUCCUUUACAAGGCACUACUUGCUAGGGUGCGAUCUGAUGGGUUAAUAGCCAUUGCAACCGCGACAUCUGGUAUCGCAGCGUCGAUAUUGCUCGGAGGACGUACUGCUCACUCGAGGUUUAAAAUUCCAAUCAAGCUUGCUCAUAAUAGCAUGUGUAACUUCACAAAGCAGAGUGGCACCGCAGACCUACUUCGCAGGGCAUCCUUGAUUAUUUGGGAUGAAGCUGCAAUGACAAAGCGUCAGGCAGUUGAGACCCUUGAUAGAUCCCUACAAGAUAUUAUGGACAAUACGUUGCCAUUUGGAGGAAAGGUCAUUGUAUUUGGUGGUGAUUUUAGACAAGUUCUUCCUGUGGUGACACGUGGGACAAGGGCACAGAUAACUGAUGCUACCUUGCAGAGAUCUUAUUUAUGGAAGAAUAUAAGGAAGAUAAGCCUUUCGCAUAACAUGAGGGCACAAUCUGAUCCUUGGUUUUCAGAUUAUCUACUUAGGAUUGGAAACGGGACUAAAAACACGAUCGUAGAUGAUUACGUCCGUCUGCCUGAUGAAAUUGUCAUUGGUUAUUUGGACAAUGAAGAUUCAGUGAACACAUUGAUUGAAUAUGUGUUCCCCUCGCUUGAUGAUGAGAGAAAUACGACCUCCGUGGAAUAUAUGAGCACACGGGCCAUCCUCUCAACAAAAAAUGAUUUCGUGGAUAAGCUAAACAUGAAGAUGAUUGAUAGGUUUCCUGGAAAGGAAAAGAUUUACCACAGCUUUGAUUCAAUCGAUGAUGAUACCCAAAAUAGCUACCCUUUGGACUUUCUGAACACGAUCACUCCAAAUGGCCUCCCUCCCCAUGAGCUUAAAGUGAAGGUCAACUGUCCUGUUAUUCUCCUCCGCAACCUUGAUCCUAACAAUGGUCUAUGCAACAGAACAAGACUAAUGGUUAGGACAUUUCAAGACAAUGUAAUUGACGCUGAGAUUGUUGGUGGACAGCGCGCCAACAAAAGGGUAUUCAUCCCACGGAUCCCAUUGUCUCCCUCUGAUGAUAUAUCUCUUCCUUUCAAAUUCAAGAGGAAGCAAUUUCCAAUCCGUCUCAGUUUUGCAAUGACCAUAAAUAAAUCACAAGGACAAACUAUCCCAAAUGUUGGGAUCUAUCUUCCAGAACCCAUAUUUUCACAUGGUCAGUUAUACAUCGCAUUCUCAAGGGGUGUGUCACGACAAACAACAAGGAUUUUGGCUAAGCCUAAGAAAGAGGUUGACCUUGCAGGGAAGAGCACCAGGAAUAUUGUCUAUAAAGACAUUCUUGACUGGUGA
This is a messenger RNA of Oryza sativa Japonica Group (Japanese rice), 2133 nucleotides long. The record is from RefSeq and is a predicted model, not a curated record. Lineage: Eukaryota; Viridiplantae; Streptophyta; Magnoliopsida; Poales; Poaceae.